This is a messenger RNA of Mucor velutinosus, 738 nucleotides long. RefSeq names its product 1,3-beta-glucan synthase. Gene Ontology annotation, cellular component: cytosol; nucleolus; preribosome, large subunit precursor. Bases 1 to 738 code for a protein of 245 amino acids. The transcript has 3 exons. Gene Ontology annotation, biological process: maturation of 5.8S rRNA; ribosomal subunit export from nucleus; assembly of large subunit precursor of preribosome. Gene Ontology annotation, molecular function: ribosomal large subunit binding. The record is from RefSeq and is a predicted model, not a curated record. Lineage: Eukaryota; Fungi; Mucoromycota; Mucoromycetes; Mucorales; Mucoraceae.
AUGGCUGUUCGUGCACAAUUUGAGAAUAGUAACGAGAUUGGUGUAUUCUCUCGUUUAACCAACAGUUAUUGUUUGGUAGCCUUGGGUGGCUCUGAGAAUUUCUACAGUGUUUUUGAAGGUGAAUUAGGUGAUGUUAUCCCUGUUGUUCAUACUUCCAUUGCUGGUACCCGUAUCAUCGGUCGUUUGACCGCUGGUAACAAGAACGGUUUGCUCGUUCCCAGCACCACCACUGAUCAAGAGCUCCAACAUUUGCGCAACUCGCUCCCUGAUAAUGUUGCUGUUCAACGUGUCGAAGAGCGUUUGUCUGCCUUGGGUAAUGUCAUUGCCUGUAACGAUUACGUUGCUUUAGUCCACCCCGAUAUCGAUCGUGAAACUGAAGAGAUUAUUGCUGAUACACUCCAAGUCGAAGUUUUCCGUCAAACUAUUGCUGAUAACGUGCUUGUUGGAUCUUUCUGUGCUUUGAGCAACCAAGGUGGCCUCGUUCAUCCCCGUACCUCUGUCCAAACCCAAGAUGAAUUAUCCUCUCUUUUGCAAAUUCCUUUGGUCGCUGGUACAGUGAACCGUGGUUCUGAUGUUAUUGGUGCUGGUUGUGUUGUCAAUGACUGGUGUGCAUUCGCUGGUAUGGAUACUACCUCUACUGAAUUGAGUGUCAUGGAAAGCAUCUUCAAGUUGCAAGAUGCUCAACCUACUGCUAUUGUCAACGAGUUGAGAGAUACCUUGGUUGAUACUUACUCUUAA